GAACUUAAAUUGUCUUCUGACAGUUUAUGGAGCUAAGAUUGUUUUAAGCUGCCUAGUAUUUAAUUUAGUAGUAGCCACUUUAUAGUUAAAUACUUCUUAUCUCAACUUCAGUAGUAGUCAGAGGUACUUUACAAAAUAAGUAGGACGGAUGGAAAAGCCUCCUGCAUUGUGCUAUUAACACUAGUAAUUUUUAAGGAAUAAAGGGAGGCUUACAAGAGUUAUGAAAGAAGGGUGAUGAGUGUGGUCAUUUGACUGCCUGGUCAACAGGUGUAGAUUCCUGCAGGGUUCGUUCUGUGGCAUCACUGCAUUGUCUGCAAAUGUAAGUUGGAAGAUAAACAGAGGGUGUGAGAUAGUGGCUCAUAGUAGAUACCACACUGUACUUGAAUAAAAACUAAUUGUAUGUAAUAAUGCGCCUCUGACAAGGAUUGGGGUUCCCUGCUUCCAUCAAGGGAAGAAAAUAUUAGCCUCAAGUCUUAUGUAGUUGAUAGAUCAUAUACCCAAAUGAGUUUUUCUGGUGGGUUGAUGGGAGCUUGGGGGAAUCUUUCUGUCAAUAGGAGAUACAGGCUGAUCUCUGAGGUUGUCUUAAUACCAUAAUAGAGUCUUUCUUGUCUAAUUCUGUAAUUGUCUCUGUCCUCUGGGGGAGGUGGGAAGUUAACCCACAGAAGUUAGCUUAGAUUAAUAUUAAAAAAAUGCCCAAGCAUUUUUUGCAGCAUUUCCAUAUCCCAUUGGUUGCUUUUAGAAGAUUGACCAGCUGACACCAUGAUCAUCAGACAUGGUCAUACUGGGUUCCUUGUUCCUUUCAUUGUGGAGAUCACUGUAAGGUUUUAAGAAAGAGGAGGAAAUUGAGUAGUUGAGUUCCAGUGUUGUCUUCUUCAUUUUUCUUAACUGAUUGACAUUGACCUAAGGGAAGGAACCAUGGCCUCUGUCACAUGAUUGCUUCAAUCUGCUGGCUCUUGUGUUGAAGUGAAUAAAGUGGAAUGGAACUGCUGUUUUCCAUCUGAACUGUGUCUUCUCAAUUCCCUAUUUUCUUGCAUCUCUGACUAUGGGAAUUUUCUAGCGCGAUAUUUGCAUCGUAGGAGUUUGUUUCCCUUUGAUUAACUUUCUACAACACUCAGCUGUUUUAAAACGGGAAGGAAGAGCUGGAAGAUGCUGUCAUCAUUAAAAAUAGUCCCAGAAUAAUUUCUUCUGUAAACAAGACAAUGGUUCUGUUUACUAAACCAGAUUAAGAAAAACAGUCUUCUUAAGGAAGACUUUCUUGGUUACAGAACUUUCUCUGAAACAUAGAAUGAAGUCAGGCACUGGGGCAUGGGAUGGUGAGAAGAUACUUAUAUAAUUAAAGACCAUUUGAUGUGUCUUAGGGCUGUGUUAGGUACACUCUUAAUGAUUGGUUGUUUGGAGCUGGGGUGGACCCAUUAUCACAACUGUGCUAGGCUGAGUGUCUAAUAUGUAAAACACAGGAAGUUGUUACAGAUCCCUUAUUUGGGAUCCUGUUUGAAGAAUGAUGCUGACUUCUCUUCUUGUGUUUUAAUAUUUUUUUUAUCCAGGCUGUAUGAAUGUCAUUGUAAACACUUUGCAAAUUGAACAGUUUCGUUUCUCCUCUGUGAAAAAUACUGUUAAAAAUUAUAUUUUUGGUUUUUAGUAGAUCCUUUAUGGGCUGCUUUUCCUUGUCUUUUCUCUGUUUUGUAGCUUGGUCUGACUCUUCAGCAAGGUUCUUUCUUACACUGAAGUCAGCAAAAUCAGCAAUUUCAUCAGUUGCUAGUUUAGCAACUUUAUCUAAACAGCUGGUUUGUUAUGUUCUGUGUAGCUGAAGUUUGCACUGAUUGAAUUAGGGAGUAAGGCUAAACACUUGAGUGGGAUGUUCUGGCAAACUUUUUCAAAGCAGGCGGGGUAAAAAUACUAAUAGUGAAAGGAAAAAAAACUACUAGAGAGUGCAAUGUCUUUUUCAAGUAAAUAAUAGCAUCACUUAGGUUGGAAAAGAUCAGGGAGUGCAACCAUUAGCCCUGCACUGCCAGAUCCACCACUCAAACAUGUCCUCAAGUGUCACACCUAGACAUCUUUUAAAUACCUUCAGAAAUGGUGAUUCAACCACUUCCCUGGGUAGACUGUUCAGUCCUUGACAACCCCUUCAGAUUUUUUUUUUCCCUGAUACCUACUUUAAACGUCUGCUGCUGCUGAAGGCUGUUUCUGCUUGUCCUGUCACUUGCUUCCUGGGAGAAGAGACUGACUCCCACCUUACUAAAUAUCCAUUUCAGGUGGUGUAGAGAGUGACACGGUCCCCACUGAGCUGCUGCUUCUCCAGACACUUCACCAGCUUUGUCCUUCUCUGGACUUGCUCUGACACCUUGGUGUCUGUCUUGCAGUCAGGGGCCCAAACUGUACAGAGGGUUCAAGGUGUGGCCUCACCAGUCCUGAGAACAGAGGAGGGAGUCUUCCCUCAUUUCACUGGCCACCCAGACCAGGAUGUCAUUGGCCUUCUUGGCCAUGUGGGCACACACUGGCUCACAUUCAGCCAAUGCUGACCAGCACUCCCAGGUUCUUUUCUGCCAGACAGCAAUCCAGCCACUCUUCCCCCAGCCUGUAGUGCUGCUUAAGGUUGUUGUGACCCAGACAGAGGUCUUCAACUUGGCCUUGUUGAACCUCCUCCAGUUGGCCUAGGCAUGUCCAGCCUGUCCAAAUUGUUCUGCAGGGCCUUCCUGCACUCUAGCAGAUAAAUACUCCCAUUCAGCUUGGUGUUAACUGCAAAGUGACAAUCAAUCAAUCCCCUUGUCCAGACCAUAUGUUUUCUUUAAAAAUAUUAAAGAGCAUUGAGCCUUGGGAGCCCCACUACUGACUGGCUGCCAACUGGAUGUAACUGUUCCCCACCUGUGUUCGGGCUCAGCCAGCCAGCUUUUUCCCCAGUGGAGGGCACACUCGUCCAAACCAUGAGCAGCCAGUUUGUCCAGGAGAAUGCUGUGGGAAAUGCUGAGAAAGGCUUUACGAAGGAUUUGGUACCCAGCAUACGCAGCCUUUCCCUCAUCCUCUGUACAGGGCACUCUGUCAUACAAGGAGAUCGGGCUGGUCAAGCCAGACCUGCCUUUCAUAAACCCAUGCUGCUGGGCCUGAUCCCUCACUUGUCCUGUAUGUGUUUUGUCUUGGCACUCGAGAUCAUGAGCCAGUUGCUGUUAAUGACACAUGACUGAACCCAAUAGGUGAGUUUUCCACUAUUUUGGAGUUUGAGGGAAAAACUCUUACUGAAUUACUGCAAAAACUUAGAGAUGGCUCUAGAAGUUGAGAGUGACUGUCCAGACAAAUCUGCAGCGAGCCUUCAAGUAGAGUCAAGGGAAUUGGAGCUGAAAAGUGGCAGUGCUACUUCCCAAAGAGAGUUGAAAGGUUGGAAUUGCAACAGCUGCAGCCUGUGAAGUAUUUCCUCCAGAAUAGUGCAGGAUAACCUGUAGGAUAUACUUAAGGUUGAUAAAUUCUACUUCGUUCAUUGCCUGGCUUUCUUACUGGUAGGUACUGUUACAAAACCAUAUCUCUAACUCUACAACUAAAUUCUGGUGCAAGAUAUGAGUGGAGAAGAGUAAAGAAGUAGUGGCUGGUUGCACUCAAGUAAAGUAAUCAUGAGACUGUUAGGGGAGAAGUGGAAUAGUAGGAGGCUGUACCUGUCAAGUAAAUUUCCAUAGUAACUUGUGGCUAGAAUGGCUACUUUGGACUUUCACAAGAUUAGGCAACAGUAAUUCAUUCACAGCUACUGAUAAGGCUGCUCACUGUUUAAGAUGUGAGCAAUACAGGACUAGAUUUUCCUUGAGUCUGUCUUGCCAGAUCUGUGUUUCAGAUAUUUCUCUGUUUUUCUUUUACUAGACUCUGUAAUGAGGUGAAAACUCUAUUUGAAAAAUGGAUCCUUUCUUUGAUAAUUCUCCGUAAUUUCACAAGUUCAACAGAUGGGAUCCUAACUUUUCUUCCUCACUUUGUAAUGUGUGAAAAUAACAUUUUUCUGUUGCUUAAGCAAUUAAGUUUGGCUUGUAUCUGUAGCUGAAGACUGCGCAGACAUAAGCAGAUAGUUUCAGUGCAGCUUUAAAUGUCAAAACUGGGCUUUAAGAACAUUCAGUGAUCCUAAAAAAGGCAGUAGAAAUUUGUGGCAGGUUCUGUUUCAUCAGCAUCAGCCUAUCUGCCUCCUGCACUGUGUCAAUACUUGUUUAACUGUGUAAUUAUGGAAACUGAUAGCGUGUGGCACAAGAAACAGGAGAAGCACAGGCACCUAUAAAGGCCAGCUGGUUUCUUACGGCUGCCAGUGGACAGAAGAGUUCUACUCUCACAUGGCCUUGGAGACAACCUAGAGUGAACCCAUGCUUCUAUGCAAAGAACACACACAUGGUUUGUUAGUCAUGAAACGAAUUCUUCUGGUUUUUAUCCUGGCUGCUGCUGUUAUGUAUGGUAUCCUGCAUGGAAAUCUGUGGAGAAAUAACUUCUAUUGGAUUAGCUUUUAUGGACAGACUUCCUCUGUGAGGGCUUCUCCUUCCUAUGUGACUAGUGGAGUUACAAUCAGUUACAAUCAGCUGCCACCUACGGCUGUCAAGAGGAGGAAUGCAUUGGACACUUGUCUCCUGAAACCAGCAUUUGAAUCUUUACUAGGUGUUGACAAAAUAUACCCAUUCCUGUGCGCUAAUGAUUUUAUCAGAGUGGCAGAGUUCCAGGGGAGCAAUAAGUUUGAACUACCUUAUGGAAUAAAGAGAGCAGAGCAAUUUUUUCGUUUAGCUCUUUCAAGACUGCAGAACUGUGGCCUUUCCAGUGAAGAAGACAGCAUUCCCUGUCGACGGUGCGUUGUGGUUGGUAAUGGAGGAGUACUUCGAAAUAAGACAUUAGGGGAGAAAAUUGACUCGUAUGAUGUCAUAAUAAGAAUGAAUAAUGGCCCUGUGAUAGGGUAUGAAGAGGAUGUUGGGAGGAGGACGACUUUCCGCCUUUCUUACCCAGAAUCUAUCUUCUCAGAUCCCAUCCACUACGACCCUAAUACCACUGUUGUUCUCAUUGUCUUCAAACCACGGGACUUGAAGUGGCUUUGGGAGAUACUUGGUGGUCAGAAAAUAAGCACGAAGGGCUUUUGGAAGAAACCGGCUCUGAAUAUGAUCUACAAAUCGAGUCAAAUCAGGAUUCUUGAUCCCAGCAUCACCAGGAAAGCUGCUUAUGAGUGGCUUCAUUUCCCAACAAGGUUUCCUAAGAAGGAGAAACCUAAGCAUCCAACAACGGGGCUAAUUGCCAUUACACUGGCAUUUCACAUAUGCCAUGAAGUCCACCUGGCAGGCUUCAAGUAUGACUUCAAUGACAGAAAUAGCUCUUUGCACUACUAUGGCAAUGAAACCAUGUCUCAGAUGAUGCAGAAUGAAUACCACAACAUCACCGCCGAGCAGAAAUUUUUGAAGAAGCUUAUAGACAAGAACUUUGUGGUCAAUUUGACGUGAAAGCUGAAUUGGAAAAUACAAGGAACAAUCACUAUUUUCAAGAUUUGAAAAAUGUUUAUUUUUUUGUAUGACAUUUUUAUUUUUUAAGUGCAACAAUACUGUUUACUGUUUAAAGGAGCCCAGAAACCUCAUCAAGGCAAAAACUUUUAACUGAGGGUAAUAGACUGUUGCAGCGUUAACUGAAUUUCUGUGAGGCUAUUUAAUAGUGGGAAAAGCAUGAAACUUUCAACUGAAAGUAUCAGGGAUAUAUGAAAAUGUGACGUACCUCACUUAUUUAUCAGUGAGAACUCUUCGAAAUUAUUAAUUCUUUGGAAUACUUUUUUUUCUGAUACUGUCCUCCAAAAGAGUUCCACUGACAAGAGACUGAGAUGACCAGUGUUCAUUCAGUAGGUGGAUGUAAAGUCAUGACUAUCUGUCUUCUUGUAUGAAAAUUGCUUUAAAACUAUGCAUCUAAAUUGUUACUGUGUGUUUUGGAGAAGGGGGAACAUACAGACUGUACAGGUUUUGUUCUGCCAUACUCCUGAGGAGAGGAUGUCCACCUUCAGGCGAGCAGCCACAGCUUCUGCACUGAACAUCAACUCUGAGCUUCUGUCUGCCUUUGCCAAAGGUGAAGACCCUUUGUCCAAAUUGUGGAGAUGUUGGUGUUGACAAUGCUUGUGUUAUACCCAUUUCAUAGAAUAAUAAUAAUCCCUGUGCUGUGCAUCCAGUAAAUUUAACAGUUGCUGACUAGAGUUAAAAAAGAGGGAAUAUGAAGACUGAAGAGCUGUCCAAACUACCUGUGUGUCAGCCCCCAUACCGCAAUAGAAAUACCAGCUUGGACAGAGAUAUUCAUGCCUGAGUUUAGAGUCAAUGUUUGUUGGAGUCCUAGUUCUCCCGACAGCAUCUCAUGCAUUUUUUAUUUAAUCCUCAAAAACAGGUGGAUUUUUCCAAAUGAGGACAAUCUCCUUCCUCAGAUGUUGUAGUGCAUCAGUACAAGCAAGGAAUACUCCCAUUUUUGGCAUUAGAGUGUGGUAGGGAAUGUCCAGGAUGUAUCUCAGCUGAAUUACCAUUUGGCAUCUGUUUACCUCUUCUGUGUUGAUAUUUAAGUUUGAAGUGUGUGGAUGAACUAAAUCAUUUAGCAGUGGGAACUUGCUCAAGAUUUUAGUUGAAACAUUUAAUGGGAUGUUUAUAUUUCCUGUAUUGGUUUGUCUCUGACAAGCCUAUGAAUAAAUGAAGUCUGCUUGGGAACACACUUUACAGCAUCAAAGAACAACAAUAUGCAGUUUCAUUGUACUUACUGAUUUGAUGCCAAGCAUUGUAAUGAGCUAACCAGCAAUUUGGACAUAAAAAUACUUUUUACUGACACUUGCAGUCAGUAAAAAAAUACAUAAAAAUAGUGACUGACGCUUGCAGUCCCAAGCGUCAAUGAACAAUGGUAUGCAGUUCCAGUUCUCUCACAGGACAUCUAUAUAAAAUUUUUAUUUUAAUUAUGGCAGAAUUUCUGGAAGAUUUUGUGGUUAUCUUUAUCAAUCAAACCUGAAGAAAGCACAAAUAAGUCCACUUUUAAAAGUCUUUGAAGUUAGCAGGAAUACCGUUGUUGCUUUUCAAUAAAAUUAUAUAGAGAGGACAUUUAGGAGUGAUGCAAACAAUGACAAUAUGAACAUAAACCAGGGUAUUUGUUAUUUUCAGAAGGUGAGGAUUGCAAGUGUGCUGAAAACAAUUUAUUUUACUGCAGCUAUGUAGAGGAAUGGCCAUUUGGGAAUUAGGGGGGGAGGGCAGUGUCGCCUGGAGAGGUGCCACAGUUGAAGGGAAGGAGGCUUGUGUUUUCACCCAGUGAUUCCUGAACUUUGGUCUGUUUCAAACAAGCUGGACAUACCUGAAAUAACUUGAGAUGUCAGAAAAAUCUGUGGCAUGGGUUGGGGAAGGAUGCAGGUGUGUCCCAGCAAUGGACAGGGUGUGCUCUGGUGUCUUGUCUGCUGCAUGUUGCUUGGCUGCAGCUGCACUCCAGCUGUGUGCAGGGUGGCACCUGGGGGUGUGGAGGAGAGGGGAGCAUGUCCCCAGGUGUUGGAACAGGUGACACUGGUGGUAGAAAUGGAGGCAGAAGGGCUCUUAAUUUUUUGUAUUUCCUUUUUUGGAGAGAUUUUUGCUUGAAAUUUUCAAUACAAACAGGUGGGGUUUAAGAAAAUAAUAGUGACAUUAUUGUCUUUGUGUCUCUGCCAGCAUUUAUUUCUCCUGGUUAUUUCAGUUAAUUAAAAAGGUUUGUUAGUGAUUCUGCAGCCCCAGAACUACAGUGAUUUAAACUCCUGAUAAUAGUAAUUCCACUGCAAAAGCUGCUGUGGUGAGGCUUUUUGCAGACAUAGCAGUGUUCUCCAAGCUGUUGUUGCAGAGGAGCCCCUGGUAGAUCUUAGACUGUGUUGAGAGCCAAGGCCAGCCGAAGUGGGGGGCUGCCCCUUCACCCUCAAAACCUGUGGUUGCUUCCAGAGCUGGGGCCCCCUGCUCUCCCAGUGGCUGUUGCCACAGUCCAGCUGCAUCCAUGUAAUGUCUUGCAGGAUGCUGUGCUGGAGGAAUGUUUUCCAGGAGAGCUGCUGAAUAUGUUCCAGACACUGAGGAGAGUUCUUGUGAUGGUACAGACUGCAUCCCUCUGCUUCUCCCCCUCUGUCUCCAGUUCCAGGAAGUGGGUAGGGAGCUUUGCUUUUGAAGAUGUGGUUAUUUUCUCUGAUUUAUUUCAUCUCCAGAGAUACUCUUCCCACUAAUCUAAACUGAUUCCUUCUCCAAUUUUUCUAGUAGGUUUUCUGUUUUUUUGGGGAAGAUGGGAUUUGGAUUCUAGCUGUAGUAGAUCAAACAAAAUAAUUGGAAAAAAAGAGAAUCCUCAUGGCAAACAAAUGAUGUCUCCCAAACUCUUUGUACUUAAAAAAAAAUCCCUUUAGUCUUCUUCACUUUUGCCACAUCAGCUUUUUGAUCUCCCUAAAAUAUUUUUUAAAAAUAAUGUUUGGUGUUCUCAAUGAAUUUAAUAUGUUCUCUACAAGCAUUUGUCAAUGUCAGCUGUUUCUUUUCAUAUUCUAAUAAGCCUUCCCAUGGUAUGGCUGACUUAUUUUAAAAAUUAAGCAGUAUUUCCAGGAAUAUUUUUCUCCCACUUCUGUGCUCCUCCCAGGGGUGUUGAGUCCUCCACAAUUACUGUCUGUGGGUGGCUGGGUAACAUUUUGAAUGAAACUGUUCUCUCAGGAUCAAGCCAAGAGCUGAUGCUGCUGAUAAACUAUGGGGCAUUUGUGGUGGUUUUAUUUAUUUUUUUUUUUGGGGGGGGUUUUUGUUUGGUUGGUUUUUGGGUUUUUUUGAUUUUUUUUUUUUGAAAGCCCAGCUUGCAGGCCAGUAGCUUUUCUCCUCUAUAAUAAGCAGUGAGCCAAGUCAUGAAUUUUUCUCGCCACAAGAUGUUUUGUAGGAUCCUGUGUACACCAGCCCUGUUCCAGCACCUGCUUCAUGUACAGCAUUCAUGCUGCUCUGCCUCAGGGACAGGUCUUGCUUUGAACUUCAUUCAGGCAGGAACACCCAUAUGUAGUGUGUUUCUCAGCAAUGGUCACAGAUUAGUGUCUCUUCUGUCUAGGCACACAUUUUCACAGGUUUUUUGCGGUACCAAAGACUUAACUUAGGGCUUUUAGAAUAAAACAAUAAUGUUAACACCAAAUAUUUAGAUAGUUUCUGAGCCUGAGCUGCUAUUAAGACUUUUUUUGCUUUUUGCCAUUUCUGAAAUUGAGAUCUGCACUGAAACUUCCCUUUAAAAGCUAUCCUGUUUUUUUUUUAAUCAAAUCAGGAGUGAAACUGCCAGUUUUGAAUCCCAGGGUGCUGCCAGCUUUAUUUCUGUCUGAUAAUGAUGCAACUGUGUAGGUCUCCAGUGUCUCCCAUCAUUUUUUCAUCUGAAGUCAGAUGUUCUCCUCCCUUCUUAUUCUGUUCCUGUUCUCUGGCAGAUUGCUGAAUUUACAGCAAAGGUGCUUCUGCAUUUUACCUGCCACCCCUCUCAAAAUUCUCCACUGUCAGGUAGUCACAACUCUAAAAUACCAAACUAUGCGCAGAACAGGCAGGAUGACACAUGUUGGCUGAAAGCUCUGUUUGGCUCAGACUUUCAGGAGGUUUCUUUGUUGGGAAACUAUUAUUUCCUCUGCUGUAAUAAUUAAGGGAAGUCACAGACUAUGGCACUAAAUACGAGUCUGAGAGUGCCUAAAAGAUGUUCAUAAACAUAUUCCAGCUAUUUCCAGUGACUAUAUAGGUGAUAAUAAUACAGAAUCACAACUUCGGUGUUUAAUUAGCAUGUGGUACUUCUUGUUUCCAAUGCCAUGCUUUCCUUUUUAGCAAUGCUCUGGGGGAGAGUAUAAAUACCUUCACUUUUAAGUGGACUCUGAUUUUUAAGAACAUACAAAGCUCAGCAAAUGUUUUUUGUAUUGGGAAAUAUUUAUUUUAUUUGCCAUUUGUCUUAAGUUUUAUAUGCCUUUGAAGUGCCACCUGUAUUUUGAAGAAUUCCUCGAGUUGUUUCAAGUGAAAUUUUGAAUCUUGAUAUGGAAGGAGAUUAUUUUCCUGUAAAUAAACUGUUAAAGACAGUGCCCUCA
This is a messenger RNA of Serinus canaria (Common canary), 10009 nucleotides long. RefSeq names its product ST3 beta-galactoside alpha-2,3-sialyltransferase 6 (gene ST3GAL6). Lineage: Eukaryota; Metazoa; Chordata; Aves; Passeriformes; Fringillidae. The coding region runs from base 4326 to 5435 and encodes 369 amino acids. The transcript has 11 exons. Gene Ontology annotation, biological process: glycolipid biosynthetic process. The record is from RefSeq and is a predicted model, not a curated record. Gene Ontology annotation, molecular function: beta-galactoside alpha-2,3-sialyltransferase activity.